AUGGCCUCGCUUGCAACGAAACCCAAGUUGGCUGUCAUCCUCGGUACAAUGACCUUCGGCUACCGGCAAAUGCGUAUUAACGACUUGAAUACUGUUCAGAGUAUCUUGGAAGCAUUCAAAGCUCAGGGAUGGAAUGAACUUGUGUAUCCUAUCCAAGGAGGAGAGCAUCAGCCAGAAAGACUAAAAGAAUUAUUCAAAGAAUCGUUGAAAGCUCUCAAAGUAAACAAAGUGGAUAUCUUUUACUUACAUGCACCGGACCAUACCACUCCUAUCGAGUCAACGCUCGGGGCAGUGCAAGAGUUAUAUCAAGCUGGACAUUUCACUGAGCUCGGUUUAUCAAAUUAUGCCUCAUGGCAAGUAGUAGACAUUUACCACAUAUGCAAGAAUAAGGGCUACGUGUUACCCACCGUCUACCAAGGAAUGUACAAUGCGAUAACUCGAGGAGUGGAAGCUGAACUUUUCCCAUGUCUACGGAAAUUCAACAUUCGCUUUUACGCAUACAAUCCCAUCGCCGGUGGAAUUUUCAACGAAAAUUUCUCCUUUGAUGGUGAUGUUCCAAAAGGAAGUCGCUUUGAUCCCAACACUGCGAUGGGGAAAUUGUAUCGUCCAAGAUAUGUGACCCCAGCUCAUGCGAAAGCAGUUGCCAAUAUCCAAAAAGCUACAGCUUCCCACGGUUAUUCUGCCAUAGAAGCCGCGUUCAGGUGGAUGAGACAUCAUAGUAAGUUGGAUGCCGCUCUCGGAGAUGGUGUCAUAAUCGGAGGUUCGUCCUUGGAACAUAUUGUCUCCGCCUGUCAGUUACUCGAUAAAGACCAACCUCUGGAAGAAGACGUUAUCAAAUCUUUGGAUGACGGUUGGAAGACGGUCAUGGUUUCCUCUGCGCCCUACUUCAGGUGA
Molecule: messenger RNA, 894 nt
Organism: Paraglomus occultum
Lineage: Eukaryota; Fungi; Glomeromycota; Glomeromycetes; Paraglomerales; Paraglomeraceae
Source: the annotation of a GenBank genome assembly